AUGGACGCCCGCGGCCCCGUCCCUGCGGCCGCCGCCCACCCGCGCCGCCCGCUCGCGCACCAGUCCGUGUCGCUGCGCCACAGCCCGCCCGCAAAGACGCGCGCCGCAAUCACGCUGAGCACGUCGCCGGCCGCCGCCGCCAGCGACCGCGCGAACCCGCCGUCCAGCCUGUCGCCGCACCACCCGCGCCACCACAGCUCGGGCGAGAGCAGCGACGCCGCCGGCUGGUUCGAGCGCACCAACAACGACGGCGCCCUCGACGCCGCCUUCACCGACAACGACCCGCCGUUCCUGCUACAGAACUCGUCGUCGUCGGACCGCACCCCAUCCGCUGCCCGCCAGCCCGACCUGCCCUACCGCACCCACCUGCUGCCCACCCACACCGACGGCAGCAGCACCGAGGACUUCCGCAGCGUCAUCGACGACCUGACCGUCGCCAACCGCCGCCUCAAGCAGCGCCUGCGCAAGUACGAGCGCGUGCACGCCGCCCACCUGCAGGACGAGAAGCUGUUCGAGGUGCGCUUCCACCGCCUGCCCGACCACAAGAAGAAGGAGCUCGAGGCCACCCUGCGCGCCUUUGCCGCCGGGCUCGACGACACCGCCGACCGCCUCGACCCCGCCCACGUGCCGCAUCUGCCCAAGGACCCCACCGCCUCGUCCGCCUCGCGCUUCGCCGAGUCGGGCUAUGCCUCCAUGUCCGCCUCCGGCCAGAACUCGUCGACCCCGUCCAACGGCGCCUCCCAUGCCGCCGCCGCCGACAAGAAGAUGACCAAGUCGGCCUACCACCGCCAGCAGCAGACCAUCCACUCGUACCUGCACGACAUUCCCCUGGGCCUGCUGCCGCAGGACAACGCCCCCAUGUCCGACAAGGCCCGCAAGAAGAUGGUCGUGCGCCGCCUGGAGCAGAUCUUCGCCGGCCAGCGCUCCGCCCCGGGCGCCCACCCGCACCCCAUGCAGCAGGAAGAAGUCGCCCAGUCCGCCGCCACCGCCGACCGCCGCGAGCGCGAGGCCACCGGCCGCUCCUCCCGCCCCGAGGGCCAGCGCACCGCCUACAUCAUGCCCGACCGCCCCGACGACGACGACACCGUCCUGCACCUCCCGGCCCAGCAGCGCGUGCUCGAGCAGGACUUUACCUCCGGCUCCGGCUCGCCCGACCAGCGCCCCACCCGUCCGCUGGACCUGGACCCCUACCGCGCCCAGGUGCCCGCCGCCAACAUGGACUACUUCCGCCACCUGGGCUUUUCCCCGCCGAACAUGACCACCAUCACCGAGUCCAUCGGCGAGCACGGCUGGCUGUACCUCAACCUGCUCAUCAACAUGGCCCAGCUGCACACCCUCAAUGUCACCCCGGACAACGUCAAAGACGCCAUCGCCCAGUACAGCACCCGCCUGGAGAUCUCGCCCGACGGCCGCAAGGUACGGUGGAGGGGUGGACACGCGUUUAGUAAAACCAGCAGCGACGGCUCUCCCGAUGACCGCGCCGACGCCUCGCCAUACCAGGGCGCGCAGAGGUCGCCCGAGAAGAGCUCCAAGACUGGCAACAGUACCAGCAUCGAGAGCGGCUAUGGUUCCGAGCAGCGCCGCAGCGCCAAUGCUGCGCCCCAGCCCGCCGACAUGGGCAAGCUUGCCUACAAGCCGCUGUUCUUCCGCAGAGAGAGCUCCGACGAAGACGUCGACUUUUACGACCCCACCGAGUCGGCCGACUCGCCCUUCCAGCCCCAGCACGGCGACUCGUCAGGCCUGGGCAGCUCUAACCUGAAGAGCAGCCUGUCUGCCAAGCGCCGCGACGACGGGCCCAUGAUCUUCUACAACAAGGCCAAGUUCUGCACCGACCUGACAGGCGACCGAGUGGGCGCCUCACUGACCCUGCCGGAAAACUACAAGACCAUCACAAGUCAUCCACUUGGUGCCCCGUCUGACCCAGAGAGCAAGCGCUCCGAGCUGCUGGAGCCCAGGGGGCCGCUGGACGACGCCACCAUGGACUCGGACUCCAAGAGCGGCACACGAACGCCAUCCACGCUCAGCUUCGGCUUCUCUCCCGGCAGUCUGCAGGACCACUCCGGCGCGGACAGCCCAGACGUCAUGGACUUUGAAGUUUCAGGCCUGGGCGGCGUGCAGCCAGACGACAACUUCUCCAUCCGCGUCCAGCGCUCGCAGGUCCCCGCCGCCCCAGCCGUCCACGCCGCCCGCCGACCCAGCCUCUACCCCUCCAAGAUCCAGGCCAUUCUCGGCGCAGACAGCACGCAAGAAGCACCGCGCCGCUCGACCAGCCCUAAGGUCGAACAAAACCUCAUCUCCGCCGUGCACCAAAAAAUGCCAUCCUCCACCCUGCCCCCGCCCUCGUACUUCCCCUUCGACUCGCUGUCCUCGGGCGAAGCCUCCGACGACGAAGACUCGUCCUCGGAAACCGGAGACUCGGUCUCGGCCGCAAACGACGCCUCAAACGCCGCCUCGACAAACAACCCCUCCACCACCCUGCAGCUCCUCAACGUCGCGCCCCCGCAUUACCCGGGCUCCGUGUCGGAGGCGUCUGAGUACUCCGAGGACUCGGACGACGGCAUCAUCGACCUGCUCGCCACCGCGCGCGCCACGCACCCCGACACCGUGCGCGCGUCGGAGCGCGAGUACGACGCCGCCGUCGCCGACCGCUUCGCUGAGGAAAUUGCCGCGGGUAGCUCGGCUGCGACUGCCGGCGGCGGCUCCGGCUACGGAUCUCCUGUCUCGCGGCGCGGGCGGCGCAGCGUCAAGGGCGUUGCGGGCGGCGAGGCUGAGCGGGGCGUGAAGCGCAGAGGCGAGGACGGUGGAGUGGGGUCUGGGAGCGGGGCGAAGACGCGGCGGAUGGAGUAG
Boeremia exigua is the source of this 2847-nucleotide messenger RNA. RefSeq names its product frequency clock protein. The record is from RefSeq and is a predicted model, not a curated record. Bases 1 to 2847 code for a protein of 948 amino acids. Gene Ontology annotation, biological process: circadian rhythm; regulation of DNA-templated transcription. Gene Ontology annotation, cellular component: cytoplasm; nucleus. The transcript has a single exon. NCBI's taxonomy places the organism in Eukaryota, Fungi, Ascomycota, Dothideomycetes, Pleosporales, Didymellaceae.